UCAUAAGUUUUAUCAGAUUAAGAUAAGAAUCUUGAUUUACAUAUUUGAUCUGUAGUACUAAAGGUUUUCAACAUUGACAGCAGAUUUAUUGUAGUUAUGGCUAUGCCAGCUAGGAGAUAUGCUUUUGGUAGGGCGGAUGAAGCUACUCAUCCUGAUUCCAUGAGAGCCACCUUGUCUGAACUCUUAUCCACCUUCAUCUUCGUUUUCGCCGGUGAAGGCUCUGUUCUUGCUAUUGACAAGUUAUAUCCGGAUACGGGGUUAGGUUCAUCAAGACUGAUAGUGAUAGCGCUGGCGCAUGCGUUUUCCUUCUUUGCAGCUGUGGCUUCUAGCCUGAAUGUUUCUGGAGGACAUAUCAACCCAGCUGUUACCUUUGGUUCACUUGUGGGAGGCAGGAUUUCUGUUGUUCGUGCUAUCUAUUAUUGGGUUGCUCAGCUUUUUGGUUCUGUUUUAGCUUCUCUUUUGUUGAGGCUUGCUACAGAUGGCUUGCGGCCACGGGGAUUCUCGGUUGCAGCAGGGGUGGGCAACUUGAAUGCACUUGUGAUGGAGAUAGUGAUGACAUUUGGACUAAUGUAUACAGUAUAUGCAACUGCUGUUGAUCCAAGGAGGGGAAGCUUGAGCACCAUUGCCCCUCUUGCCAUUGCAUUCAUUCUGGGGGCAAACACCCUGGUGGGAGGGCCUUUUGAGGGGGCAUCCAUGAACCCAGCAAGGGCAUUUGGACCUGCUUUAGUGGGUUGGAGGUGGAGGAACCAUUGGAUCUACUGGUUGGGCCCUUUCGUUGGUGCAGCCCUGGCUGGACUUAUAUACGAGUAUGGGAUCAUUCAGCAUGAAACCGUUCCACGCCCGACUACCCACCAGCCCUUGGCACCAGAAGAUUACUAGUCUCCUUCAUUUGUGAAUAAAAAAGGAUUGUGCUUAAAAACUAAUGUGAUGUUUGUAGUCCAGUUUAUGGUUGCUUUUUAAUUCCAUUUUCUGCGUUUAAUACUUCUGUAUGUAGCUGCACAUUUCCAAGACGAUGAUCCCAGACCAGUAAUAGCAUGAAUAAAGUCUACUUUUAU
This is a messenger RNA of Solanum tuberosum (potato), 1055 nucleotides long. RefSeq names its product probable aquaporin TIP3-2. Gene Ontology annotation, cellular component: membrane. The coding region runs from base 97 to 879 and encodes 260 amino acids. Gene Ontology annotation, molecular function: water channel activity. The record is from RefSeq and is a predicted model, not a curated record. NCBI's taxonomy places the organism in Eukaryota, Viridiplantae, Streptophyta, Magnoliopsida, Solanales, Solanaceae. Gene Ontology annotation, biological process: transmembrane transport; water transport. The transcript has 3 exons.